Messenger RNA from Cydia pomonella (codling moth), 2442 nucleotides. Its product is annotated as ubiquitin-conjugating enzyme E2 J2-like. Bases 134 to 811 code for a protein of 225 amino acids. The record is from RefSeq and is a predicted model, not a curated record. Lineage: Eukaryota; Metazoa; Arthropoda; Insecta; Lepidoptera; Tortricidae. The transcript has a single exon.
CUCGCAGUCGACAUUUACGUGCAUGCCUACUUGCUAGUAUGACGUUUGACGUGACGGAUGUGUAAUACGAUAGAUUGCGCAUAAAAGUAAAUUAUAAAUAUUUCCAUGUUUUACUCUUAAGAAUCAAGAAAGUAUGGCAAAAACAAAAGUGACCGGCGCCACUAGCAGGCUAAAGCAAGACUACUUACGGCUAAAAAACGACCCAGUGCCAUACGUUACUGCGGAGCCUGUGCCGUCAAAUAUUCUGGAGUGGCAUUAUGUAGUACGAGGACCCGAGAAAAGUCCAUACGAAGGUGGUUACUACCAUGGGAAAAUCAUAUUUCCCCGGGAGUUUCCGUUCAAACCGCCGUCGAUCUACAUGAUCACGCCCAACGGGCGCUUCCGAACCAACACACGUUUGUGCCUCAGCAUCACGGAUUUCCACCCCGACACUUGGAAUCCGGCGUGGUCUAUUUCGACCAUCCUAACGGGCCUGCUAAGUUUUAUGCUAGAAAAAACACCUACUUGGGGCUCCAUAGAAACAUCAGAUUACCAGAAACGGUGCAUGGCAGCUGAAUCUCUGGAAAUUAAUAUAAAAAACAAGAUGUUCUGUGAACUAUUCCCCGAAUUCGUGGAGGAAAUUGAACAACAGUUGAAGGAGAGACAGGAAGCUAUGUUGCAAGCGGAGGAAGUUCCGGGUAGUGAAAGUGAAGUGAUGACAGAGCAGCAGUCCAACAUGUACUAUAUUAUGACAAAUUUGUUUGUUCUAGUGGGUUUCAUCUUCCUCGCAUAUAUGGUGAAAUACGUCCUAGUCUCUAUAUCCAAUGACUAGACAAUAAAAUAUUGCUAAAUUUUAAUGUAAAUAUUGUAAUUUAUUUUGUAUAUAGGUAAUUAUUCCACUGAAAGUGUAUAAUUAAUUCCUUUGCAUCUGCACAUUCAUGUUCUGUUAGUGCUCUAUCUAUCUCACUGUUGUAAUCAAUUUGGCUGUUAGCUGUUGCUAAUCUAAUAGUGUGCAGUACAUUACUUUUGUUCCUUGUCUAUUUGUUCAGCAACUAUUGUUAACUUUCUAAUUUAAGAUCUCUAAGCUAACAUAAUAUCUCUAUGUUACCUAUUUAUUAAUUGCUUUCAUAGUAUUAUAGAUAGAUGCAACCAUUUAUGAACACAAUUGCACAAAUAUGAAUUAAAUAUGAAUACUGCCAUGUACAUGUGUUCGCGGCCGCAAUUCAUUACAAAGUGGGACAUUUAGCCUGCUGCGAUCACAUAUGGUCUGAUGUUUUCAUGUUGUUGAUUGUUUGUGCAAGUGUGUAACUAUGAUUAUCUAUAAGAUAAUUUCAUUAGUAUCGAAAUUGCAUUUACUAUUCUAUCAGAUCUUUUACUCAGUAUUUACUGUGGCCGUGGAGAAGGAUUGCAGUACUUUCACUGCCAACAGCCUUUUAUUGUUUGAAGCUGGUUUAGACAUUGACAUUUUCAUGCACAACCUAUGUUUCAUAUUUAUCACCGCAUCAAAUAUUUACUUGGGAUCUAAUACCAUGUCAGUGUUAGCAUGGGCGAGUGACUGGUAUUGCCAAAAUUAGCUACAUUGUGGGUUGAAGGCCAGUGAAAACUUGCCAACGAAAUUGUGGAAAUGAUUUAAGUACCUGUGAUGGAAGCACAUUUUGUGCACUGUUUUGCAUAUAAAGUGUAAACUCUAUAUAAUGACACUCAAGGGACUGGACGUUUUUUGACACUAUAGUUUUCAUUAUAAUAUAGAGAAAUUAAUACUAAAGUAAACCAAAUGUAUAAUUAUGAUAUCGUCAGGUGACAAUCAAAACUCACUAAUUACUAAAAAAUAACUAAACAAAAAUCAACUUAACUCUAAUAAUCUAUUCCUCUAAUUAAUUCGUGCACUACCUGUUCUAAAAACUUACUGUUCUUUAUAUCCUUCUAACCUAAGAUUGUCUGGAAGAGAUCGCUUACACCGAUAACACCGCUACCGCCUGUUGCUACCUUUCUUUACAUUGUAAAUCUGUUUUCUUUGUGGUGCAAUAAAGAAUAUUUACUUACUUACUUUAUCUUAGUAUUAAUGUGGUUCAAUAUGGCUAUGAACUUGUUGUGGUAAUUAGUGAGUUUUGCUUGUCAUGUGACAAUAUAAUAUAACCAACAUAUGUUCAGAUAUAUUUUAGGGAGUGAAUUGUUAUAUUAAGUGACAUUAUAUGGAGUUUACACUGUAAUUUGAUAACUUGGCAAAUUAAAUUUGCAAUCCAUACCUUUGCCCAGCGAUGCUACCACGAAACAAGACUUAUUUGUUUAUUUGAUCAUGAUGAAUGGAGAAAUGGUUAUGUGUUGGGUAAUUAGUUUGUUAAAUAACAAUUUAAUUAGUAACGAUGAAUCAAUACAACUAAAUGUAUAAUUUUCAGUUGAAAAUUUGUAGAUAAUAUUGUUUAAUAAAGCAUUGAGUAAAGUGUUGAUAUUUUUCUAUUUUAA